AUAGAAAGCCAGGCUUGUGUAUGCCAAGUUCGAGACGAGCGCGUUCUUGUCGUGUCAGUGCGCAGUGCUCGUGUGAUGGUUUCCGUCGUGCAGCCAGCAGCGCAUUUCCCCGCGUGCAGGCUGAGUCUGUGUACAGCAACUCGACCUAGCGCUUUCCGCUUUCACCUAGGUGUUUCUCGGGCUGACCAAAGCUCUACUCAGCUACAGGCUCUUCUGUCUCUGCGAGAUACAAAUGGGACCCACGAGCCCUUGUCUGUAUUGUGACUGUUGAGAACGCUGCCUGUUGAGAACGCUGCAUGCGCAAGUCAAUUGCAAACCCCUUGUGUCUGCCUACCCAAGAACAUUCGCUGGAGCUAUAGAUGGAUGCCUUGUAUCACUGGGCCACCUCGAACGGAGCUUCUCUCCAUAAGAACGCUACACUGUGCGCAAAUCGCUGCAUAAAAGCGCACGGGCCCAUCGCGGAAGGGGAAUCGCUCUUGAGCCUCCCGUACGGACUCAUAAUCACUUCUCAAUUGGCUUUCGAAACACUGAAGCUGCCUGAUUCUAUCUGCUCGCAUGAUGCUCUCAUCUUGUAUCUGUUGGAUGAUGUACGGAACGUUGCGCAUCAAGCUUACAUUGCUUCACUGCCGACAAGUUUCCCGGGCAUUCCGUUUCACUGGACGGACUCGCAGUGGCAGCUGCUACAGGGUACUAACCUCCAUGGUGCGGGCAUAGCUCGACUGGAAAAUCUUAAAAAACAACAUGGUAGUCUUUGUAAGAAGAUGUCCCUGAACAUUCCUUGGGAUCGCUACGCUUGGGCUCACUCUGUACUGACCUCACGAGCAUUCAGCCUUUCAUUGCUACACUUGGAGGGCACUGACCUCGACAAACCAGAAGAAAUUUUACUGCCAUUUCUUGACAUGCUUGAUCACGCCCCAGAUCUUCCCAUCGCUUGGAUUGGCGACCCUGCAGCGCGGCACGUCACGUUUAAGACUGGCAGGGCGAUUGAUGCAGGUGCCACGUUGUUCAACAACUACGGGCCCAAGCCCAAUGAAGAGCUUCUACUUGGCUAUGGCUUCACAAUCAAGGACAACCCUUACGACACCGUUGCACUCAAGAUGGCGAAAGCCCUCAAUCCAACAAGUGCUCAAGUCGAAAGGGCAGGGGUGAACACCGAGGUCUUCUUCUUAAAAGCGCACACCGACGAUGCAAAUGCCGUGUUCGGCGUAAUUCCCUGGGAGCUCGUGGCUACUAUACGUGGACAUUUCAUGGACGAAGAACAAGCAGCACAUCAGGCCAACAUGGGAAAGACUGAGCUCGAACAGCUUCAUACAUCCCACUCGCCUGGCUUGCAGGCUGAUUUGGAGGUCUUUGACAUGCUCGCUCAAAUGCUGGAGUCAAAACUCUCUGCCAUUGACGGCAACGGAGUUGCCGGAGACUUGGGCCCAGGUGAGGAAGAACUGCUGAGGAAUUUAAAGCACUACAGGGAUGGGCAACUGAGUCUCCUCAAGCGAGCACACGCCACCGCAAAGUCCUUGCUUGAUGUGCUCGAGAGUCGUUAUAACCUCGCAGAUGAUCAAGACUCGGAGCUCCCUUGGCAGGAGUCGCUUGUAUGACGAUUGCUCCAGUGUUUCUUUUCGGCACUGUUGAAGCCUUCUCUGUCGAUAAAGCACGGAGACCAGUGGAAAAUAUGGUUGCGAUCUGUCGUUCUAUUUUCAUGAGCGCUGCCGAUGACAUUGGGUUGCGCAGGUCCCAUCGAAGAAAUGCUGCUGCGGAAUUCGAAGCACUACAAAGACUGAUCAUUGCAUCUGCUCAAACGCCUGCAUGCCACUGCACAGAGCUCGUUGCAAUUGGUUCUCUUGAGA
Molecule: messenger RNA, 1844 nt
Organism: Protomyces lactucae-debilis
Lineage: Eukaryota; Fungi; Ascomycota; Taphrinomycetes; Taphrinales; Protomycetaceae
Exons: 1
Coding region: 360-1595 (411 amino acids)
Biological process (GO): peptidyl-lysine monomethylation
Molecular function (GO): protein-lysine N-methyltransferase activity
Source: RefSeq, a predicted model, not a curated record